Paramecium primaurelia is the source of this 300-nucleotide messenger RNA. The record is from the annotation of a GenBank genome assembly. NCBI's taxonomy places the organism in Eukaryota, Ciliophora, Oligohymenophorea, Peniculida, Parameciidae.
AUGAAUGAUACUAACGAUGUUUAGAUAUUAACUGAUUAAAUAAAUGAUAGAGAGAAACUCAUUAUACAUUAUUUGAAUGAAGAUUUAAAGCUUGAAUAAUUAACAGAUCCACAAAAAAAAUAGAUAAAUUUUGAAGUCUCAAAAAAAAAAACAAUUUUCUCUCAAAAAACUUUAGAUUCUGAUAGUGAAAUCUCUGAAUUUAAUUCCAGUAGUACAAUAAAGAGUACUUAAUUGAAAAUGAAUAAGUCACCAUUAUUAAUAAGAAGACUCAGUACAAUUAUGUUGGAAUAGAUUUUUUGA